Molecule: messenger RNA, 1193 nt
Organism: Drosophila mauritiana
Lineage: Eukaryota; Metazoa; Arthropoda; Insecta; Diptera; Drosophilidae
Product: protein FAM170B-like
Exons: 1
Coding region: 197-613 (138 amino acids)
Source: RefSeq, a predicted model, not a curated record
UAAAAUUUGUACUAACACUUGCCAGAGCCAGUCAUGUCUACCAAAAAUGUAUAUCUUUUGAAAUAACACGAAACUCAAUAUCUUUUUUGCUGUGUAAAUCGACACCAGCAAUUCAGCGAACGCGUUGGAUGAGGCCGAAAGCGAAACCAGACGACCUUGUCUCGAUGCGUUGGGUUGCGGUUAGGUUACGCAAUGGAUGAGGGCAAGAAAAAAGCAGCAGAAGCGGCCGCAGCUGCCAAAGAAGCUGCAGCCUCAGCUGCUCAGGCGGCCAAGACGAAGGCGGCAGGAGCCGCAGGAUCAGCAAAGGAAGCGGCAGGAGCAGCAGCCACGGCGGCCAAGGAUAAGGCAGGAGCAGCAGCAGCAGCAGCCAAAGAGAAGGCCGCAGGAGCAGCAGUGGCAGUGCAGCAGAGCGCAUCAAGUGCUGCCAUUGCAGCCAGGGAAAAGGCAUCCAAUGCAGCCGAGUUCACCAAAGAAAAGGCAACAGCCGCAGCAGCUGCAGCUAGGGAAGCUGCAACAUCGGCGGCAUCGACAGUCAGGGAAAAAUCCGCAGCAGCAGCCGUUGCUGUCAGGGAUAAGGCAUCAGCGACAGCAAUUGCUGUCAGGGAUUCGGUGACUGCAGUAGCAGUUGCAGCACAAGGCGCAGCAGCAGCAGCUAAGGACAAAGUCGCCACUGCAGCAGCAAGUGCGGCAGCAACUGCUAAGUCCAAAGUCACAAGGCAGAGCCAGGAUGAAGUCUAGUAAAAAGUGGAAACCCAUUGGCAAUAUGCGUUGCAGAUAGCUUGAAGCUGCCACACAAUAAAAUACAACUCCACACAAAUGGCUGGACAUCAGCAGCAGUAGCAGUAGCAGCAGCAGCAGCAGCAUCCCCCGCAGCAACGCAAAUAGCAGCAGCAGCAGAUGGUCCGAUGGGAAAGCAGAGGCCGCAGGCAAAUGAAGGUACAGAUAACCGGUUGGGCCCAUUCAAAAAUUGUAUACCCAUAGCCGGUUGAGCGAGAAGAUUGUCAUUUGAGCCAACUGUGACCUCUACUCUGGACCAAAGCCUAGCCCCCACCCCACCAUCCCGUCUGACUCCAGCAACCACAAAUUACUCAAGAAAAUCAAAAGUCAAGCCUGUCUGCAGAUUAGCAUCGUUAAUUAUUCAUAGUAAAUCAAAGCGUUCUCCAAAUGCCAGAGACACAAGUAAACUUUGUAAA